AGGGAGAGAGAGGAACAGUGUCACCACAGUCAUCUUUUUUUUCCAUAUAAAGUUGAUGGGAAAGGGCGUAUAAAUGUUGCAUCAAUUUUGAUCAACACAGUUUUUCUUUUCUUUUUCUUUCUUUUUUUGUGUCUUAGCCUUAGCAAAAUGAAGAAAAAUCAAAACCCCACAGUAGCUGUCAUUGGAUCAGGAUUCAGCGGAUUAUGUGCCGCAAUUCAAGUAAAAAACCAUUUCGGUAUCAAGGCACAAAUCUUUGAAAUCUCUAAUGAAAUCGGAGGAACUUGGCGCGAUAACACGUAUCCUGGUUGUGCCUGUGAUAUCCCUAGUCCAUUGUAUUCUUACAGUUUCGAAUUAAAUCCUAACUGGUCUUUGCACUACAGUGGUAAUGAAGAAAUCUUUGACUACAUGAAACACGUUGCUCGUAAACAUAAGUUAUAUGAGCAAGUUCGUUUCAAAACAGAAGUGGUACGUAUCGAAUGGGUGAAUGAUGAUCAAAUGUGGAAGGUUCAAACGCGAAACUUGGAGACACCCACUCAAGAAAUUAUUACGGAAUUUUACAACUAUGUCUUUGCUGGCCUUGGACCACUUAGUGUCCCUAAUGUUCCACCCCAAUUUAAAAGUUUCACAGGUACCACUGUUCAUACAGCCUUAUGGGAUCCAACGAUCGAUUUCACCAAUAAGAAAGUCGCUGUCAUUGGUAACGGCGCUAGUGCGGUACAAGCCAUUCCAGAAUUAAGAAAAGUCGCCCAACACUUGACACUUUAUCAACGUACAGCUACCUGGAUUCUUCCCAAGGAUCAAUUUAAGUAUUCAAAAUUCGCAAAAUUUCUUCUCAAAUACAUUCCCUUCUUGAUGCGACUUUACCGUAAUGCUAUCUUCUUUCAGCAUGAAUUGUAUUACCUAAAUUUUGGUUAUCACAGUACCUUUAUUGGUAGAUUGGUACACCGUUUAUUUACUUGGAUCACCGCUUCCAAAUUAAAAAAAGCUGGCCGUCCUGACCUCAUCCCCACUUUAACACCUAAUUUCCCUCCCGGUUGUAAACGUAUCGCCAAAUCCGAAAACUAUUUGGAAGCUUUAGCUCAACCCAAUGUCACCGUUGUUACUUCAACCAUUGAUAAAAUCGAUGGAACUACUCUCAUUGAUGCAAAUGGAAACAAAGAACAGGUCGAUAUCUUGGUCUUAGCAACCGGCUUUAAUGUUGCCGGAUUCCUUGGAAAUCUCACCAUUGUCGGAAGAGAUGGCAUUUGUUUAAAUAAGGAAUGGGACGAAAACUAUCCUGAUACGUACAAAAGUGCUACUAUUCAUGGCUUCCCCAACUUUUUCCUCAUGCUGUCUGCUGGCUCGGCUUUAGGUCAUAGCUCGGUCGUUACUAUCAUUGAAUGUCAAGUCGAUUAUGCCAUCAAAUGCAUGAAGUAUGCUAUGAAGAAACAAUUAAUUGCUAUCGAACCCAAACUUGAAGCACAAAAGAAAUAUACAAACAACAUUAAGCGUCAAUUUAAGGGAACUGUAUGGGAAACAGGUUGCAGUUCUUGGUACCUUAAUAAACGCGGAGAAGUGUAUGGUUUAUGGCCAGGAACGGUCACAAGCUUUUGGUGGAAUUGUUACAAAACUGGACUCGGAAAGAAUUUUAUCGAAUAUAAAUAAUUUUUUUUGUUACAUGUGUUAUGUGCAUGAGUCUGAAAAUUAUGACAAGAUGCUUCCAGCACCAAACAGAAUAGUUUGAAUUCUUAAAAUAGUCAAAUACUUUGUUUUUCUUUUGAAAAUUGUCGAUUUGUACCUAUUACACCAUAGUUUUUUUUUUUAUUUCCUCACUGUACGAGGAUAAUUUUUCUAAAGAAAGAAGUACCAAUAUAGUGACACCGUCUUUAAUGCUCUUAGAUUGAGACAGUCUUGAAAAUAAAUUUGCUGAGGAGGAUGCGUAGUUAUUAUAGGGAAUUAUCACAUCACAUAAGAAUGGAUAAUCGCAUAUAAUACUCUGAUUUACGCAUCACACUACUAAUUAUCAUCAAGACCGUUGAUGUUUGUGAAUAA
Mucor mucedo is the source of this 2031-nucleotide messenger RNA. RefSeq lists its product as uncharacterized. The coding region runs from base 148 to 1644 and encodes 498 amino acids. Gene Ontology annotation, molecular function: NADP binding; N,N-dimethylaniline monooxygenase activity; flavin adenine dinucleotide binding. The transcript is spliced from 9 exons. The record is from RefSeq and is a predicted model, not a curated record. NCBI's taxonomy places the organism in Eukaryota, Fungi, Mucoromycota, Mucoromycetes, Mucorales, Mucoraceae.